Molecule: messenger RNA, 3444 nt
Organism: Doryrhamphus excisus (bluestripe pipefish)
Lineage: Eukaryota; Metazoa; Chordata; Actinopteri; Syngnathiformes; Syngnathidae
Source: RefSeq, a predicted model, not a curated record
AGCAGCAGCUGCACGCAGACGCCGUGACCCCCCGCGCAAGCGUCAUGGAGCGCGGUGCUGCCCCCGGGGUCGUCAUUGACCUCGGCCCCACGGAACAGGAGCUCCUCCACGCACGCCGCGUGUCCUCGUCCGGCAGCCAGUCGCAAAGCGGACGUCUGCUUCACCCUGGAACUCAUGGUCCACAUGCCUGGCGGAGGAGGAAGCAGCGCGGUUGAGAGGAACACCAACGCAGAAGUAGCAUGAGGAACGUCCUACCCAUCUCUGGGGCCCACACCAUCUCCUCAUGUACCGUCUCCAUCAGGGCGUUGACCAUGGCGGGGUCCUUGAGAACGGCGUACACGCCCUUCAUGUCUCCACACAUGAAAGUGUUAUGGAUGGCCGGGUCUCGGCAUCGGGCCUGAGGAGGGGGAGCUCUGACCUCCUGGAGGCGCCGCUGCCUGGGGGCUCUCCUGCGGGCCAAAGCUUGCCGUGCAUCCUCCCAGUCCUGGAACUCCUGCUCCAGCCUCAGGGAGCGCAGGGUGGUGGUGGUGAAUGGGAACGUGUUCUUUGACAUGGCGCUUUCACUUCAUGGAGGACACAUGGAGAACACCAUACACAAAAGACAAGAAGAAAGUGUUAUUUUGCUGUUCCAUCAAAGCGGCAAUGUGUUUACUAACUUGCCCGGGCAGGUGAAUCUCGGAAGAGGAGACUAAAAAUGUUUCCCAACAGGUUUGGCUCACCCUUUAGUGGAGGAGCUGAACGCAGUAGCAGGUUUCAACUGAGAGGUUUCAUCAUUAAAACCGCCGUUGUCCCUUUGUCUUGCUUGAUCUUACACUUGGGGGUCGAACACAGUCGUCGACGUUCUAAACGCAAAUUCAGAACCAGUUAUUAAUAGAUGGUGGUGUAAACAGAUACUUGUCAUUCCUAAAAAUGGCCAACAGAUGGCAGUGUUGAGUUUACAUUGCACCAACUGACAUGUUAACGGAUAUAAUAAAACUCUUGGAUUAAAACGAGUUAUUUUUAGCUAGCUAUUUUUAGCCAGAUAAGCUAGUUGUUUCUACUUACGUACAAAAUAAGUAGAGUUAGAUAAAAAAAAAAGGUUCUUACAUUUUUUUGUAAGGUUUCAACGAAGCAGCGGGUCGCUCCACUUCCGCAUUGUCACGUACUACGUCAUCACGUUUGAACGUGAAUCGCGGGCUCAAGCAUCGACGACAGAGCUCUUUCUUCGACAACGACUACUUUCUGACGGACAACAGACGUUUAAAAGACUAAACAGUCAGAUUGAUUGUCAUCGGAUGGCUUUGGACGUCGUUUGCACUGAUCGUGGUGUCUCAUGCCUGCCAUGAGCUGCAAAUUGAGUGGGCUGUUCAGCAUUGGCGAGGACUUUGACGAUGAGGACCUGCUGGCUUCAGAGUGGUCCCUCCCACAGGGCGCCCCUUCUGCGGGCCUCAGAGAGUCCGGUACAAAGCACCUCCAGCCAAGCGGAGCGAGACCAGCAUCCCUCCGUCCUUACUCAGCAUCAAGUGCCUCCUCUGAAACUGUUGCUCCGAGUCUGAGGAAGCUCUCCUCCAUCGCCCAGGCUCACCCCCCCAAGCCAAAUGUACCCGAGUCCCACUUGGUUUUGGGCUCGGGUGCGCAGCAGAAGCCUUUGGUGGCCCAAGACGACUUUGACGAUUGGGAUGUGGAUCUGGCAGACUUGGAGGAGUGUGAUCGUCAGAUGGGGUUCUUAGCCCCAGCCCCCCCCGUCAAAGCGCUGCGGCCUCCAACCAGCGGAGAGACCCAAAUAAAGUCCGUCUCGACAUCCGGUCCGAGUGCAGCCCCUUUGACCCCCCGACCUGGACCUCCACAGAGACCUGCAUCUUACCUUGAUGCCACUUUGUCCUCCCCGGCACCCAGCCUGCUCCCGAGGACCCUCAACAGUCCUCAUCAGGCAGCUCGGGCCACCCCAGGACCAUCCUCCCACCUGUCCCCGCCACAGAGUCCUGCUGUGUUCCCCGGUCUCACUGCCUCCAUAUCAUCCCCUGGUCCCCUUCCAAGGACCCUCAACAAGGCGGCCACUCCGGGCACCUGGUCCCGGCCGGCCCCACCACAGAGUCCUGCCGUUUUCCCAGGUCUUACCGUGUCCUCUCCAUCCCCUGGACUGCUGCCUAGGACCCUUCACAAGCCUCCUCAGGCAGCCACCCCGGGUCCCUCAUCCCGCCCGGUGCGUGGCCUCUUUGAGACCGUUUCGCCCCCGUCGUCAUCCCCUGCCCUCAGCCCCCACCCUCUCAGCACGCCGGUUCUCACCAAUCGCUUGGUCCAGCUGGUGUCAGCUUCCAGCAAGGUGCCCAGGAAGAGUCCUCGCGCCGAGCCUCAUCAGCCCAGGACACGACGCUUCCCGGGCCCGGCGGGACUCCUCCCACAGCAGGCUCACAGUCAAAGUCUGGAUGAGGUCGUCGUGUCUGUUCCUCAGAUUCCUGCUCACGGCGUGAAGGCACGCCUUCCAGGCCAUGUCGCCAGCUCCCAGGCCGAGGAUGAGGAGUUCAGCGCCGGCGCCUGGGCGGCGAUGAAGGCGGAGAUGGGCUUGGACGAGCGGAACCCCUCCUGCUUCCUGCGCUCCUACAGCGUGGUCAUGGUGCUCCGCAAGGCCGCCCUGAAGCAGCUGUCCAAGAACAAAGUGCCAAACAUGGCCGUCCUCCUGAAGAGCAUCACCCACACGCACGCCGACGCCAAGGCCGUGUUCAAAGAUCCAACGGGCGAGAUGCAGGGCACAGUGCAUCGGCGGCUGGUGGAGGAGCGCCUGGGAGAUCUGAAGGUCGGCGCCGUGCUGCUCUUGAAACGAGUGAGCGUGUUCUCCCCCUCCCAUCGGAACCAUUACCUCAAUGUCACGCCCAACAACCUGCUCAGGAUCUACUCGCCAGACGGAUCCUGCCGGUCCUCGGCUCGGCUCCCCGCGUUGGGCACGAUGGCGUCGCCACCCGGUGUCCCGAAGGAGCACGUGUCUCGCAUGCAGCUGGUGUUCGACGAGGAGGACGACGACGACGGCGGCGGCGGCCGAGACCCUCGCAUAGAAGGAGUCCAGCAGGAUUUAGGCUGGGACGCGGAUGACCUGGAUGAGCUGCUGGGUGCGCUCCCCGAGGACGCCUACAGUCCAUGACGCCAACUGACCCGCAAACGCCGCUGAUACUUCAUCAUGCUUCCUAUGGAUAUCAUGUUGGAGAUGAGACAAAAUGUCUUUUUUUUUUUUUUUUUUGGAUAAGAAUAUAAAGGUCAUUCCAUAAAUAAUAAUUAUUCAGUAAGUCUGUAAAAAGCAACGCUCCUGUAAUACAGAUGAUCCUGGUGUGUUCGAGUGCCGUGGUGAUUUUCAUUCAUUGUUGCGCCUCGCUGACCUUUUUAAAAGGUCACCAGCAGGUGUGACAGGAGGUGUUGAUUGACGCUGUGGCCAUUUUGUAACGUGUUUUCACCGCUAGGGGGCAGCCUUCGCUU